This is a messenger RNA of Symbiodinium necroappetens, 891 nucleotides long. The record is from the annotation of a GenBank genome assembly. Lineage: Eukaryota; Dinophyceae; Suessiales; Symbiodiniaceae.
AUGAAUUCACCGCACCAUCACGCUGAUUCACACCGCCAGGGUACAAUUUUCCGCACCUUUUACAUUCCGUGUGUUUGGGUGUUCUGUCUUGCCUUUCACCUGGCCACGUACAUAUCCUGGUUUCGAGGAAGCUGCCCAGUCCAGUGCAACUCUCGUUGCACGGUGCCGCCCGCCUGGAUAUCGUUCUGCUGGGCAGCCUUCACUAGACCCAAGCAGGAGCCAAUCCCGGAACUUUGCAGCAACAGCUGUGCGAGAAUCUUAUCUUUGCAUUGGACAUCCAUAGAAAGCGCGCACCUCCGCUAUGUUUAUCCAUGCUUCCACAUCAUACAGGCCAUCGGCGAAGUGACCCAGGAGAGUGACCAUCUUGGUGCUUGUGUGUCGCUCGCCCUUGCUCUCUUCUGGAUCCUGUUGUGCCAAGCUUUCAAUGUGGUGCUGCCCGUUUUGGAGCAGUGGCGUGGAAGCUCGUCUGAGGACGACGUGCAGAGGUGUUCCGCGGUGUGGAGGGGGCUGUUCUGUGCAUCGUUAUGCAACUCGAUCUACUCCUUCCGGCUUCUUCUGGGCGGCUCGGACGUGGACUUCAGAAUGGUGGAAGUUCAGUUUCAUCUCAUCAUGUUUUUCUUCGCGCUUGGAGUGGUCUUCACCUUUGUCCAUCACUGCGACUUCGAAAAGAUCCUGCAGUCGCCGACCAUAUGCCUGUGGCAGUUCAUGCUCUUACUGACGAUCGUGUGGAUCAUCUGCCACGGUGCCGUGAAGGAUGGGAUGGCGACAGCCAAGACAGCUUUCAACUUUGGCCUCCUCCUCGAGCAUGUCUUGCUGAUGCUGUCAUCAGCUCUUGUGAUGAUCGUUGUUCACCGCCAGGGAACAGACCGCAAGGCCGCAGGGCUAGUCUGA